UUUCCGCUCGAGGAAGAGAAGCUUUAUCAAGCGUUUCCCGGGCACUAUGUCCACAGAGUUGUCGCUCUACGGUGACGAGACGGGAAGUUUCUUCAUGUCGGCCAAUCGAAAGAGACUUCAUUUGGACCUGAACGCAUGCAAACCCGGUGCAAAGAAAGUGAAGAUGAAUGCGGCGGUGCUCUCUUCGCCAGAUUUGAACAUGCUGAAACUGGCCUCACCGGACCUGGAACGAUUUAUCAUACAACAGAACGGGCUCGUCACUACGACUCCAACCCCAACAGGAAUCGCCUCGAUCCUGUUCCCCAGACAAGCCACAGAGGAGCAAGAGAACUAUGCCCGGGGUUUCACGGAUGCCUUGAACGCCAUUCGACAGUUGGAGCAUCAACCAGGCGUACCCUUGGACAUGGUACCACCUUUGACCAGCCCCAUGUGUUACACUGAUCUCGACAGCGUGAAAUCGGAAGAUAAUAGUUGCGACAAUGUUGAGACGUGUCCGAAACGGGAACGGAACCGCAUCGCCGCCUCGAAAUGCCGUCAGAGGAAGUUGGAAAAGAUUUCUAAGCUGGAGGAUCGCGUUCGUCAGCUGAAGGGGGAAAAUGCGGAACUCUCGGGAGUUGUGCAUAAACUCCGAGCACACGUGUGUACCCUCAAGGAAAAGAUCUUGAGCCAUGUGAAAGACGGCUGCACCCUCAUGGUCGCCCCGGAUUUCCUCGUCAAGGACGAGGACUCCAUUAUCAUCUCCUCCCAGGCC
This is a messenger RNA of Darwinula stevensoni, 751 nucleotides long. The record is from the annotation of a GenBank genome assembly. Lineage: Eukaryota; Metazoa; Arthropoda; Ostracoda; Podocopida; Darwinulidae.